CCCCGAUCCAUCCACCCUCACGCACAGAUGGCCGAGUUCGCGUCCGACUCCGUGGAGGCCAGCAGCCCCGGCGGCUCGCAGCCGGCGGCGGCCGGCACGCCGCCGGUCAAGCGCCCAAGCUCGCUGUUCAUCGACAGCACGGCGUCCAUCAGCCCGGAUGGCGCGGGCAAUGUGGCGGCGUCGCCGCUGUCGCUGCGCCUGCCGCCGCCCCCGCGGUCGGCCCACUCGCCGCUGAUGUCGCCGCUUUCCGGCGGCGGGGCCAACCCCUCGGCGCGGAACUCGGUGAUCUUCGUGCAGCCGGCCUUCGGCUGCGCGGAGGCCGCGGCCGAUCCGGACCAGCCGCCGCCGGAGCGGCCCCGUCGCCUGGAGCACAUUCGCCUGCUCCCGCCGAAGCCGGCCGCCACCAAGGCCCUCAGCGAGGAGCUGGCGGCGGCACAGGCGCGGGCGGCGCGGCAGGCGGCCGAAGCGGCGGCCGCCGCCUCGGCCGCUGCCUCCUCCUCGCCCAGCGGCGGGUCCUUCUUCAAGAGCCUGUCGCUCAAGCGGUCGGCCAGCACGCGCGCGGCCCCGUCCAAGGGGUUCUACGCCAAUCGCGAUGCCUUCGGCGCGAGCUUCGUCGAUGAGGCCGGUGCGCGUGUUGGGGGGGAUGGCGGUGCCGGCCCCGGGGCCACCCUCGGCGCGGCCACCUCCUCCACCAGCAUCUCCUCCACCGGGUCCGGCGGGGCGUCGGAUUUGGCCGCCCGGUCGCACCUGCUGGCCCGGCUGGCGGAUCUCGGCAUCUCGCCGCAGCUGCUGCGCAGCCCGCUGCUGGAUGGGCGCCGCACCGACGAGAGUGUGGUCGACCUGCUGGCCGGGCGCCAGCACUUCAUGUACAACUACUUCGGCAGCGAGCUGACCGGGUUCUCGGUGCUGCCGGACUCCCUGACGGAGGCUGGCGGUGGUGCGGCCGGCGCCGAGGCCUCCGACUCGGCCUCCGCCACCGGGUCCCUGUCCACCUCGGCGUCCAUGGUGCUGGAGGACAACCGGGCGCCCACUUCCAGUGCCGGCGCGGCCGCCUACUUCGUGGGCUUCACCGGGCUGGUGGAUGCGCUGCGCGCCUCGCGCAAGGAAACCCGCGAUGUGGUGUCCUACCUGCGCACGCGUGCCCAGUAUGAGGACGAGUACCACCGGAACUUGCACCGGGUCACCGCGUCGGCCUACAAUGCCAAGGGGUUCCGCCUGCCGGAGCCUCCGGCCGGUGGUCGCGCGGAGCCGGGCAAGCGCGGCGCCCAGCUGGCCGCCCCGGCCUCCCUGGAGGAUCUGGCCUCCGUCGGCGGGGAGAGCGAGCUGGCCGGCAUCUGGUCGCAGGUCCUCCGCUCGACCACCCUCAUCGCAGACCAGCACCGGCAGCUGACUCUGACCCUGAUGCAGAACCUGUCCAACCAGCUGGAGGUCUUCGACAAGGAGAUGCGCCGCGAGGUGGAGAACGAGUUCAUGCACCUGGAGAGUCUGCACAACGACUAUGCCCAGAACCUGGACGACACCAACAAGCUGAAGAAGCAAUACUUCGCCCUGUCGAAGGACCUGUUCAAUGCGCGCAAGGAGCUCAGCAACCCCAAGGAGCCGCUCAACCCCCGCGCCACCAAGAGUCUGCGCAACAAGAUUGCCAAGCUCAACGACGAGGCCUUCCACGUGAACAACCAGUACCAGGCGGCCAUUGGCCGGACCAACCAGAGCAUGCUUUCCUGGGUGUCCAUCCAGAAGGCCGCCUGCUCGCGGCUCCAGUGCCUGGAGACCGUGCGGAACAUCCUGCUCCGGAAUGCCAUCCUCGAGCUGAUCGAGGCCCAGGAGGAGCUCAUCCGCCAGACGCAGCCCUCGCUGGAGGCCGUCCGCCGGAACAUCCAUGCCUCCACCUCGAUGGCCGACAUCGAGGGGUUCCUGUCGCGCACGCGCACCGGCGACAGCAUCCCCGCCUACGUGGAGUACGAGGACUUCUAUGCGGUCAAUUUGGAGGCCGCGCGCCUGCGUGACCUCGAGGAGAAGAGCCGCAACCCGGAGGACGCCAACCGGGUGCCGGCGGCCCGCGUGACGGACAGCGUCUUCGGCCUGCCGCUGGACGCCUGCCUGCAGCGGUACAACGACCACAAUGUGGCGGUGGCUCAGGCGGCGGUGGCGGCCCCGGCCCCGGCGGCGGCCCCGGCUUCCGCCGUGUCGGCCCUCUCGCCGGCCAGCUCGGUGUCAAGCAUUUCCUCGGCCUCCUCCUCCGGCGGCGGGAAUGCCACCCUGCCCGAGGACCCGGUCCUGCUGUCCCAGCAGCAGGCCCAGGCCGCGUCGCUGGCGCGGGCGGUGGCCGCCGCGCGGGCGGCCGCCCAGCACGCCGAAGAGGAGGCCGGCAUGGCGCCGGCCGCCCCGGCUGAUGGCGAGCCCCCGGCCCCGGAGCCGGCGGCCGUCCCGGUGGAGAUCCCCCCGCCGCCGGCCUCCCGGCUGUUCGCCAAGCCGCUGCUGGCCCCGGGCAAGCCCUUCAAGUGGCAUGUGCCGGAGGUGGUGGUGGAUUGCGUGUACUUCCUGGAGAAGUUCGGCCUCCGCGAGGAGGGCAUCUACCGCGUGCCUGGCCGGAAGAACCGCAUCGAGGACUUGCAGAAUGCCUGUCGCACGAGCCAGCCCCCGCUGGCGGACCACCUGCUGGCCAAUUACCCCGCGGCCGAUGUGCAGAUCUCCGAUGUGGCGUCCCUGCUGAAGCUCUUCCUGCGGUCUGCCCCGCAGGCGGUCAUCCCGCAUGAGCUGCUGCAGCCGUUCAUCGAUCUGUGCUCGCUGACGGACCUGAGCCAGCGCAAUGCCGAACUCGAGCGCCUCGUCCUCGGCUUGCCGGAUGCCAAUCGCGACACGCUGGUCUUCCUGCUGCAUCACCUGUGGCGCGUGCUGCUUUUCACCAACCACAACUUGAUGAAUGCCCAGGCCCUGUCCAUCUGCUGGGCCCCGUGCAUCUUCGGCGACAGCCACCUGGACUUGCAGUUUGUCCAGCUCCAGCCAUCUCUGCUGGCGUACAUGAUCGAGAGCUGCCCGCAGGUGUUCCCGGUCGCGCCGCAGCCGUGGGACGUGGCCGCCUGUGUGUACACCUCGCCGGUGGAGCAGCUGGCCCGCGAGCAGUACAUGGAGCGCAGUGCCGAUCAGCAGCGCUCCACCGCCGAGCGGGAGAAGUCCUCCAUCGCCCGGGAAAUCGCGGCCGCCAUCCACACCGCCCACCAGGUCAAGGCGAGCCCCUCAUCCUCGGCGGCCGGUAGCCCGGCCAUGCAUGAGCACCAGCACCCGGGCCAUGCGGGUGCUGCUGAGGAUGACGCGGCCGGGGAUGCGUCCUCGCCGCCGCCGCUGCAGGCCUUCGCUGCCCCGCCGCCGCCGCUGCAGCCCCUGCAGCCGGAGGAGCCCGACACCCCUCCGGUGGAGGAUGACGGCUUGACCCAGGAGGAGCGCGAUGCGGCGGCCGCCCUGGAGGCCGCCCACGCGGCCAUGGCCGACCUGUGCACCUUCACCUCGGAGCCCCCGACGCCCAUCUCCCCCGGCAGUGCGCAUGUCCCCUCGAGCCCGUUCAGCCCGCCGCCACUGGUGCCGGUCUUCCCGGUGUCGCCGGCCGGGUCGGUGGUCUCCCCGCCCGCUGCUGCUGCUGCUGCUGCUGCUGCUGCCCCUCCGGCGGCUGACAACGGCCUGGGCUUCGAUGUCAUCGACUCGUCCACCAUCGACUAUGAGCCGUACCAGCCGCCGGCGGCCGAGGCCGCGCCGGACUACUCGGCCUUCAUGAACAAUGCUCCGGCGCUCGGUGACUUUGGUGCCACCUUCGGCGUGCCGGUCGUCGACACCGCGGCCCUGGAGUUGGACCUGGACGCCCUGCUGUCGGAGACCGCGGCCGCCGUGAGCGCGGCCAACUCCCCGACCACCCCCUUCUAAGGGGGGUGUAGGUGUGCCACCCUUUGCGGGGGGG
Molecule: messenger RNA, 3949 nt
Organism: Fonticula alba
Lineage: Eukaryota; Rotosphaerida; Fonticulaceae
Exons: 4
Coding region: 28-3915 (1295 amino acids)
Biological process (GO): signal transduction; regulation of GTPase activity
Cellular component (GO): cytoplasm
Source: RefSeq, a predicted model, not a curated record